Molecule: messenger RNA, 1113 nt
Organism: Guyanagaster necrorhizus
Lineage: Eukaryota; Fungi; Basidiomycota; Agaricomycetes; Agaricales; Physalacriaceae
Product: Clavaminate synthase-like protein
Exons: 8
Coding region: 57-1058 (333 amino acids)
Source: RefSeq, a predicted model, not a curated record
GUUUUAGUUAACGAUCAUCAACACGUGCUCUUUCUUCCGGUCCAGGAACUACCACCAUGGAAUGUCUGAAAUGGUUUUCUAGAGAGUACCAUGAUUUGAAUGGCUCCCACAUCCAAGUUCUCGACAGACCUCCCACACCACUUGAGUUUUCCAGAAUAGCACACAUCUCUCGACCUGUUGUUAUUCAUGGACUCCAUAUACCCGCUACCAAGGACCGAUGGAGCAAUGAAUAUCUCUGUGACAAGAUGAAAGACCGGCCAAUCUCGGUCUCGGUUACUCCGAAUGGGCUGGCUGAUGCAGUCACAACGGCCCCAGAUGGAAUAUCCUACUUUGUUGAGCCUCAUGUCGAAUUGAUGACAAUGGGGGACCUCUUGUCGAAAUUCGACGGCGACACGACCAGGGCAUACUAUCUGCAAUCCCAGAAUGGCAAUGUCUACUCGGCAGCAUAUUUCGAUAACGUCGAUAGUGAUUUCUCAGAGUUCGAUGUCCUGCGUCCAGAUAUUCCCAGCGAAAUUCAUUGGUGCAGCAAAUCGUUUGACAAACAUCCGGAUGCGGUCAACCUCUGGAUUGGAGACAGCAAGAGCAUAACGAGUAUUCAUUGCGAUCCUUAUGAGAAUAUAUACACUGUCGUCCGAGGAGUGAAGUACUUUACGCUCCUCCCUCCCAGUGAGGGUUGGUGUCUCCAAGAACGUACAUACCCUCAUGCGCAGUAUAUACGAGCCUCGCCUUCGACGGAGUUAUGUAUCAAACCAUCACCUCCGUCUACUCCUACCAUCCGCUGGUCCUCAGUGGGUGAUCCGAAUCUUCCUGGAGCUCUGCCUGACGAAGCGAAUCCAAUCAAUGUUGUAUUGCAAGCAGGUGAAACGCUCUAUCUACCAGCAGGAUGGUGGCAUCAUGUUCGACAAUCGGACGAGAUUACAGUUGCAUUAAACUGGUGGUACGAUAUAGAAAUGCGAGGCAUGACGUGGGUGCUUCUCACAUUUCUUCGAGGAACAGAUUCCCCUAUGAUAAAAGGUAAAGAAGAUGACAUGGAGGGUAGCGAAGUGGAGGAAGCAUAAAAAAUAAAAAUCGAUUCGGUGUGACGGACCGAAAUGCCGGUUUGUCACACUUUGU